Aureobasidium vineae is the source of this 1077-nucleotide messenger RNA. NCBI's taxonomy places the organism in Eukaryota, Fungi, Ascomycota, Dothideomycetes, Dothideales, Saccotheciaceae. The record is from the annotation of a GenBank genome assembly.
AAUUUCAACACUAUGAUGCGUAUCGAGGAAGAAACAACUUCAAGUUGCGCGUCUGAUUAUGGUUCAGAUACCGACGAAGGAACCUCUGGUGAGACAGCCUACCAAGAUUCGGCCCAUAUACUAGCAGAGAAUCUCGGUAUGAUCGGUGCUAUCAUUGGCUACAUUCAAGAUAACUUCUUCGACUAUGGAGUUCUUCCAGCUCAUGGCAUCGCAAAAGAUCUCUUCCUGAGAUGGACUCGGAAACAUCAAAAAGAUAUCAUUCAAUUGGGAUCCCGCGCAAUCACGAAUGAUAACACGCUAAGGGCACUUUGCGAUCCACUACAUAGAUCUUCCNCCGACAACUUCGCUCAUUUCAGGCCAGUGAUGCCUGACGAGAAGUCGCCACACAAGCGACUCCUUGUUCUAUUUGAGACAGCUGAGGACGCCAGAAAGCGCGCUUUGAAAGCCUACCGCGAUCUGGUUGUCGUUUCCAACUAUCCACCACACCAGAUGCUGAAUUUUGGUCUGCAUAAUUUCCAGCAUCCUCAUUUGCCUCUCGAUGGAUUCUUCGUCUCGAAGUUCGAAGAUCUUUCGAUAGUAGGGCAUUACAUCUCUAACGCGAUGUCUAAGAUCGAUGAAGAGUCGGCAACCAGAUACGAACACAUAAGCAGGUCGAUUCGUGAAGAAGAAUACUCACUAAUGAACAAGGAGUUUGAAACAAGAGUCGUCGGACUUCAGUCACUAAGCUUCAAAUCAGAGACGAAAUCAAUGUCCUAUCAACUAAACAUGGGCCAGUCGAGAUUGAACAUCGCUAGGCUCAAACACGAGCAGCGUCUGAUCCUCCAUCAACAUGUCUCGCCGGGUUGCGACGAUAGUUUCCGAACUGUGGAAAGUAUAUUCGAUUUGGUUUCUGAACUCCCGCCCUGCGAUGAUGAACAAGGGGUUAUUGAUAUGUGUGUCUCGAGUAGCGAGUCUACUUGGAAAGUUAGAGAGGUGUUGGUACGUUGUUCUGAUCAACGCGACUUUUGUCCACGGCACAUAACCACAGUUCAGGAUGCGUAUGCUGUAUUCGGGUCUGUUCCACUUUGGCCCCAGUAA